AGCAAGGGCAUUCACUGUAGAUUGGCUUGACCUGAGAUUAACCAGAGGGUAUUGACUGGAAUAAAGAUGAACUCUGAAGAUUGUUCCCUAACAGAGAACAGCUCCUUGGAGAGAGGACGACAAAAUAACGCUGCCAGCCUUCACUUUGCCUCACAUCAUGAAGGGUCCCUUCAAGUUCCUAUCCCAUGUGCUGUCCUGAACGUGGUCAUCAUCACCGUCUUGAUCAUAGCUCUCAUCGCUUUAUCAGUGGGCCAGUACAAUUGUCCAGCGCGAUAUAUGUUUUCGGAACCAUCAAACAACCAUGUUUCUUCAUGCUCGGACGAUUGGAUUGGAUACCAGAGGAAAUGCUACUUUAUUUCCAAUACAACAAGGAAUUGGACCUUGGCCCAAAACUCUUGCUUCAAACACGGUGCUACUCUUGCUGUCAUUGAUUCUGAAAAGGACAUGAUCUUUUUAAAAAGAUAUGUGGGUAGAGCUGAACACUGGAUUGGGCUAAAAAAUGAUGCUGGACAGACAUGGAAAUGGUCAAAUGGCAAAGAAUUUAACAACGGGUUCAGCCUCACAGGGUCAGAGAACUGUGCAUUUCUGAAUAGCACAGAGGUCAGCAGCACAGACUGUGGAAGGAAUUUACAUUGGAUAUGUAACAAACCCUUCAAACAGUGAGGAGCCAUAUUGGCUUAUAGACUAUCAUGUCAUGGAACUCAAGGCAAUCCGUGUCGUGGAUGCUGCUCUAUGGUCAGAUGUUUGCCGUAAGGACUUUGUGAAGAAACUUGGUAUGAUUUUGGAAACUUUCUUCCAAACAAGACUGUGGAACAAAAGGCAGGGGAGCUGCAUUGCAGAAUACCCUCGCCGUGACCUGAAAACAUCACAGGUUGAUGGAUAUUUAUGUCCAAGAUUGAGAAAAAUGACUUUAAACCUUUUGAAUGCACUUUAUACUUUUUCAAAUCCAAAAAUAAUAAAACAGCUAGGUUUAGAGUUUUUAUUUAUUGCCGAAUGACUACCAACGAUGAGUGUCCUUCACGCAUUUGCACUAUUAGAAGGAAUUAGAUGGCAGUAUUAAAAACUGAAUGUAAACAAAAGAAAUGUUAACUGGUAACACAGUUAUUUAGUCUAAAUGCAUUUGUUAAGCUCAGAGAACAUUUAUAGGUGGACAAAUGCUUAUGAAACUAAGCUUUGUAAUAUUUCUCUCUUUUUGGAGAAGUUUGCCAGGCUACUUUGUCACUUUUUUCUCCCCAAAACUGGGAUGACCACAUAUUUAUGUUGUUUGUUUGUUUUUAUUUCUUCAAUGUCUUUUUUAAUGGUACUUAAUUCUUUGCCUUUAAAACUUUAUACACCAUGUUUUAUAAAGAUAAAAACAAAACCAAAGAACAUGAGAAAUAUUUGUAAAACAGAUAAGUGUUGGAAAGUGUGCAAUAUAUGAUGUGGCAAAUCCCUAUUAGAAAAAAUUCUGUAUUGUUCAAACCUAGAAUAAUACAAUAUCUGAUUAUAAAUUUGUGCUUUUCCUAAUCAAUGUUAUCACAUGCAGUACUUCAUGUGAGGUGUUUGCAGUGCAAUAAACUAUUUGUUUGUUUGUCUUUUGUAUUUGGUGCAAUUAUAAGCUGCUUUUAUGUAUGUUAAAAUAAAAAUGGAAACAAAAUUAUUUCUAAGAAGUGUUUGCUCCCUUAAAAUACACUAAAAAUUAUGUCAUACUAGAAAUAAGAAAAACAUUUUUUCAAAAAGUUAUCUACUGUAAUACCUUAGCUUUAUAAUGUGGUUUCUACUUUUUGAAUUGUUUUUACAUGUCUGUUCCUACAAAGGCCUUAUGCGUCUUUCUGUAUAAAAGCAGAUGCUCAGUAAAUAUUAUAAUUGACUUGAAAAGAA
Messenger RNA from Myotis lucifugus (little brown bat), 1860 nucleotides. It is a transcript of the gene CD69, whose product is annotated as CD69 molecule. NCBI's taxonomy places the organism in Eukaryota, Metazoa, Chordata, Mammalia, Chiroptera, Vespertilionidae. The record is from RefSeq and is a predicted model, not a curated record. The transcript is spliced from 5 exons. Gene Ontology annotation, cellular component: external side of plasma membrane. Bases 67 to 663 code for a protein of 198 amino acids.